Messenger RNA from Anastrepha obliqua, 1326 nucleotides. RefSeq lists its product as uncharacterized. The transcript has a single exon. Bases 1 to 1326 code for a protein of 441 amino acids. NCBI's taxonomy places the organism in Eukaryota, Metazoa, Arthropoda, Insecta, Diptera, Tephritidae. The record is from RefSeq and is a predicted model, not a curated record.
AUGACAUCACAUCCAAUCGGCGCAUCAGUUAUUGCCAACGGCUUUUACGUUGACAAACUCAUGACCAGCGCACCUACAAUUGAAGAUGUUAUCGAAAUCAAGCAGCAAGUCAUCGAAGUGUUAAACAAAGGUGGAUUUCCACUAAGAACGAUUGCAACAAACGACGCAAGCAUUAUCGCCGAUGUAACCGCAGUGGAUCGUGAAGACAUUAUACAAGUUGAGGACGUUGACUAUGUGAAAGAAUUGGGCUUGAAAUGGUCCCCAUUUUUGGAUAACUUUCUCUUCAGUUACACCCAACCACUCGUAUCAUCGAAAGUUAGCAAGCGUAUCAUCCUCUCAAAUAUCGCUAGAUUCUUCGAUCCAUUGGGCUUGCUCAAUCCGCUUAUGGUCACGUGUAAGAUUUUGUUGCAGCAGUUGUGGAAAUUUCGGCUGAAUUGGGGCGAAAGCGUACCUCCGUCUAAUUAUACACAAUGGGAGUCAUUUUGCACAAAACUCCCGCUUGUUGAAAAUCUUCGAGUGACCAGAUUAGUAGCAUGUGAUUACAACUCUACUACACACGCAUUUGUAGACGCCAGUACAAGAGCAUACGGUGCCACCAUAUACGUGGUAUCCAACUCAACAUCGGCACUACUAUGUGCGAAAUCUUAUGUUGCCCCUACGAAAGAAGUAAGUCUGUUUCGACUAAAACUCAGCGCUGCGGUGCUCCUGGCAGAGUUGCUUGAGUUUGUGUAUAAGAAAAUCCACCACAACACUGGGAAUGUUCAAUGCUGGACCGAAUCGUUGAUUAUGUUGGCCUGGACAAAGGGAGAUCCUUCAAGAUGGACAACUUUUGUCAGCAAUCGAGUAACCAAAAUACAAUUACUCACUCAUCACUAUUACUGGCACCACGUCCCCAGCGAAUUAAAUCCUGCUGAGAUACUCUCACGUGGAACGAAAGCUGACAAAUUUAUCGACAACAGCCUUUGGUUUCAUGGCCCGCAUUUCCUUACCCAAGACGCUCAACACUGGCCACCACCAUCAUCCAAUGCCAUCAACGACAAUAAUAUACCAGAGCAGCGCCGACACAAUAUCGUGUUGCUAACAAAUCCAACAACAGAUAUCAUCAGUGAGCAUAAAUGUGUGACGAAUUACAAUAAACUUCUUCGAAUAAUGUGUUAUGUGCGACGAUUUGCAGAUGCAUCGCGUGGAAUUCGCACCAACCAAAAUAGCAUCACCGCAUCGGAAAUAAACCACCAUUUCUCACCAUUUGUCGCAUCGUCCAAAGUACCAAAUUCUUUGAUGAAUUAUCCAUGCUUUAAACGGACCGCCUCGUUCAUUGGAAGUUGA